CACACAUUUCCCUUGUGUGUGCCCUUGCUUUGCGCGAUCUUCAAUCUGUCUCAGUGCGCGGUGCCUUUUUUGCGACAUUAUACUGCCUCCCGUCUCCGUUACCUACCUAGGUACUUGCUAUGCCAUCGCUAUAGCAAACGGCUCCAGCAUCAACACCAAGUAAUCUUAUUGUCGACCACCACUCCUCCCUCCCAGCCUGCUACCUAGCCACGCCCAACCGUCCAUCACCACCAUGGCGUCGGAGGAACCGGUGCAUCCUCUCCGCCUUUCCAAGAGCAACACUAUGCCUAACCCGUCCAAGACGCAGAGUGCUAUCCCUCGGCCGCUAUCCGAGAUCUCGCCCACGGAACAGAGGAGGAAUUCGCCCGGUUCCAGCCAGGCACAGGCAAAGUCCAAGAUAUCGCCUCUAAAUACCGAUUCCUCCCCCUUCCCGUCGUCUCCCAUGUCGCCCAUGGAUAACGCGACCUCCCCGCAUGCAUUUUGGCGAACCCGUUUCAACUCUGAGAACAGUCUCGAUAGUCGCACCGGAUCCCCUUCGCCUGUCCGUCGCUCCUCUAUCGAACGUCUGCAGAAGGCGUCCCGCGUUAAGAACAGCAACAUUCUCGCCUCCGAAAUCAAGCCGGGCCAGGAACCCCCUCGCCCCCCAGUCGAACGUCCGCUGUCCAAGGUCCAGGGAAACGCAUUUGGUGGUAUGGGAUUCAGCGGUUUCCGGGGCCAUGGGAGAAGCCAAAGUAGCACCAGCAUCCCCAUCUUGAGCCCCCCUCUUCGGCCUACCGCGCCUCCAGUCACCCUGCCUGCUCAGACUCGCCCGGAAACACCGAAUAGGGAUAAGGAGCAAGGAAGCCAGAGCCUGUCUACCUCGCCCAUGAAGUCAUCGCUCUCAAGCCGAUUCAAGAGCAGUUUUGACCACGAAACCGGCACAUGGACGACAGACGAAAACGGCCUUGAACUCCCAACCGGCAGAGCGCUUCACCGCCAUGCAAAGAGUGUCACUUUUGAUGCCGCUCCGCCCCAAGUGAACGAGUACGAGAUGGCAACCCCGGAUCUAUCCUCGAUUGGCAGUAAUUCCAGAGAGGGGAGCUACGAUUCGGAGGAAGACGAGGACGACGAUGAUCAUUACAUGUUGCACGAUGGUGAUCAUAGCGAGAGCGGGGACAGCUUUGAUGCCUCGCUCGAGGACACAGACAAGACCCCCGUUGUUGGCCCAGAGGACUGGAGGCAGGGCGAAAAUGACGACCCAUUCUCAAGAAGUGUCGGCUCGGAGGGUACUUCGAAUGGUGACCACAGACCAUUGCCACCACUUCCUGGACAGUCAAGCAGGAGCGAUUCUGCCUCUCCCAACGCCCUUUCUCCUGUAAGGAGCCUCCCCACUCCUCCACCAGCUCCCUUGACCAAGGCGGAUAUGCAAAAUAUCGGCACUGGCAAGAUGUCUCUCGAGGAGCGCCUCAAACUCAUGAUGCUUUCCGAUGACGGAAAACACGCUGCUGAGCAGCAGCGGGAGCGUCGCAUGCGUCGUGCUGGCACCCACAACCGCGGCGAGGGCCAUAAUUCUGAACGGGAGCCACUGAGCAGCCCUCUUUCGCAUCCUGAGGAGGAUGAGGAGGAAAACGAUACCAUUGGAGAUCUUGAAGACUACCAACUGCCACCGCGUAUCUCGCGCGAAUCGAUUCUGCGUCGGGUUAACGGUAACGGUGAACGAGAGUCGGAUUAUACCUUCUCUGACCCUCCAACCCUGUCUCCCCCUAGGCAAUCAGCAGCCUACGACCCGGAUGUGCCAAUUCCUAGCACCGAGGACGACGACUCGGACAUCAGCGAUGAAACCGACAGCGAGGAAGAAGGAAGCGUUAUCAUCAAACGCCCACACCAUGAUUACGACAGUGAAGACGACUAUUCGGUUGCGGAUACGUACGAUCAUACCGAGACUGUCGACAGCGAGGGGGAUGCAUCUGAGAUACACCAUGACGAUGAGACUGAAAGCCAGUUUUCUGUUGCCACAGAUCCCGAGAAGGAUGAUCAUGAGGAUGAUCAGGUGUCCACCCCGAGGGCGUCAUUUACCCCUGCAAUUGACCCGCCCGCGGUAAGAGAUAUCUCUUCCUCCAGCAUGAGCGGCUCUCUGGAGCUUCCCAAAGAAAACAAGGAUGGAGACUUCGCCGAGGGCUUGGAGUCAUUCAUGAGCAAACCUGCUGAGCCGGAGAAGGAAAAGGAGGCUGAACAAGUCGCUGAGCCUGAAAAGGGCAAAGAAACUGAGAAGCAGGCCGUGCCGGAAAUCCACAUCGAACAGAGACCAGAGACGCCCAAGAUGAAGAAGGUGCUGUCAAAGCCUGAGUAUGAUGGUUCGGGUUGGGGAGAGCCUGAUGAGGAAGAUGAGUACGAGGAAGAGCCAGGUACCCCAGAGUCUGUGAUCCACCGCCCCAUGCCCGACAGUGAUGAAGAAGAAGAAGCUCGCGCAUCGCCCGCCAUCCCGGAACAAGUUGCGACCAUCAAGUCGGCGUCUGGUUCCAAGUUGAAGACUCGGCCGUCGGCGACACCUGCCGACAUUGAAAGCAUGCGUGAGGCUCGUCGCCACGUUAGCCGUGAAGUCCCAGCCAUCCCUCAGGUUCCAGAACGCCACCGUAGCCGUAUCUCGAAGGACAUGGAGCCUGGACUCUUGAGAGCCUCGGCUGAUGAUUACAUGAUGCGCCAUCCCAGCUUUAAGAACCGCAGCCUCACCCUAGAUAUCGAUGUGGGCCUCAGCCUCGAAAGUGAUUUCGAAAGGGUGAUCGAAGCGCAAAAGCGCGGUUAUCUUAUGCGACAGAACACCAAAAUGGUUACUGCCAGUGAUAAGGAUGGCGACGAUUCUCGUAACGGCUACCGAUCCGCGGGCGGCUCACCCGUCAAGGCGAAUCGUCCUCAAUCGUGGACAGUGGAGCCUUGGAAUCCUCAACCGAGAAAGAGGAGUCUUAAGAAGCGACCCAGCACCACCGGGCCAGUGCCACCACUUCCUGGCCAGGAGAGUAAUGCCAUAGCAACUACCUCAACAACCGAAGACGACCUCAAUGCUGGUAUGGAGGGUCCAGAGAGCGGGGAGAGAGGUCGUUUGUUCGUCAAGGUAAUGGGCGUGAAAGAUCUUGAUCUGCCCAUUCCAAAGAACGAACGGACUUGGUUUGCCUUGACCUUGGACAACGGCGUUCACUGUGUUACGACGGCUUGGCUGGAGCUUGCCAGAAAUGCACCCAUCGGACAGGAGUUCGAACUUGUCGUACCAAACGACCUGGAAUUCCAGUUGACUCUCAAUGUCAAACUGGAGAAGCCCGCCCCGGUUAAGCAAAAGGUGAUACCAUCUCCUGCCAAGAUUACCAAGGCCAAGACGUCGACCUUCAGCAGAGUGUUUGCUUCACCCAAGAAGCGGCGCGAAAUGGAGAUGCGACAGAAGGAAGAGGAAGAACGCCUGGCGCAACAGCAGCGUGAAGCCGCUGCCCGGCAAAUGAAGACUCAGCCCACCGCAUGGGACCUUCUCUCGCCCUUGGCCGCCGAAGACGGAAGCUUCGCUCGUUCGUAUGUCAACCUUAAGGAGCACGAAUCCCGCUGUUUCGGACGCCCAUAUACAGUGGACGUUGCAGCCUUCAACGAGUGGGCUACCGAAGAGGCCAGUUUCGCCUCAAGCGUGAAGAGCAAGCGCGCUAGUACCGGGCCUCUUCGCCGUGCGCCGUAUAAGAUCGGAAAGCUGGAACUCCAGCUCCUUUUCGUACCUCGCCCCAAGGGAGCGACCGAUGAGGAUAUGCCUAAGAGCAUGAACUCGUGCAUUCGCGAGAUGAAGGCUGCUGAGGAGCGCCUGGCCCAAUCCUGGGAAGGUGUCCUCAGCCAGCAGGGUGGAGAUUGCCCGUACUGGCGUCGCCGUUACUUCAAGUUGGUUGGUACUAAGCUGACCGCCUAUCACGAGGCAACUCGACAGCCACGAGCAACCAUCAACCUCGCGAAUGCCAAGCGGCUCAUCGAUGAUCGUCGAGCCCUCAUGGAAAAGGAAAUCACCGGGAAGAACGGCAAGCGCCGUCGUUCUGCGUUCGCUGAGGACGAAGAAGGUUAUAUGUUUGUCGAAGAAGGGUUCCGGAUUCGCUUCAAUAACGGCGAGUUGAUCGACUUCUACGCCGACAGCACUGAGGAGAAGGAGGGCUGGAUGAAGGUUCUUGGCGAAAUCAUUGGUCGUGACACCAUUCUUGCUUCGGAUGACGAUACGGUAACGGGCACCCCGUCCAAGUUGAAGGGCAAGUGGUGCGAGUUGGUGCUCAAGAGAGAGGAGACGAUCCGCAAGCGUGCCGAGGGCCGACGGGUGCACUCAAGAACGAAGAGCAGUCUUGUAUAAGUCGGGCUGGCUCGCGUUCGCGCCAUACAAUUAUUAUAAUGUUGAGUCACGAGAACAUGUUGUGAAGAGAUAUGAGAAGAUGGAAAAAAAACAGAUGAUGCUUGGGAAGAGGUGCGUUUUGGGGUG
Molecule: messenger RNA, 4465 nt
Organism: Neurospora tetraspora
Lineage: Eukaryota; Fungi; Ascomycota; Sordariomycetes; Sordariales; Sordariaceae
Product: cell division protein anillin-domain-containing protein
Exons: 6
Coding region: 233-4339 (1368 amino acids)
Molecular function (GO): GTP binding
Source: RefSeq, a predicted model, not a curated record